UUGUUUUCCUUUGAGUGAAACUCUUUCCGACAUUCACUGUCACGAGGGGAAAUGGCGCAGCAAGAAAAUCUAUUGGACGGAAAACAAUUCUGCUGUUCAAUCUGUCUGGAUAUGCUGAAGGUUCCAGUGACUAUUCCCUGUGGACACAGCUACUGUAUGAGCUGUAUCAAUGCCCACUGGAACAAUGAGGACAAGAAGGGAAUCUACACCUGCCCUCAGUGUAGACAGAUCUUCACAUCGAGGCCUGUCCUGGUGAAAAACACCAUGUUAGCUUAUUUAGUGCAGGAUCUGAAGAAGACCGGACUCCAAGCUGCUUCUGCCGACUGCUGCUAUGCAGGAGCUGAAGAUGUGGCAUGUGAUGUCUGCACUGGGAGAAAACUGAAAGCUCUCAAGUCCUGUUUGGUUUGUUUGGCCUCUUAUUGUGAAAAACACCUGCAGCCCCAUUACGACGCAGCUCCGUUUGAGAAACACAAGCUGGUGGAGCCCUCUGAGAAGCUCCAAGAUAACAUCUGCUGCCGUCACGAUGAAGUGAUGAAGAUGUUCUGCCGCACCGAUCAGCAGUGCAUCUGUUACCUCUGCCCUGUGGAUGAACACAAAGGCCACGACACAGUGUCAGCUGCAGCAGAAAGGACUGAGAGGCAGAGAGAGCUGGAGCUGAGCAGGGAGACGAUCCAGGAGACGCUCCAGGACAGAGAGAAAGAUGUGAAGGUGCUUCAGCAGGAAGUGGAGGCCGUCAAUGGCUCUGCUGAUAAAGCAGUGGAGGACAGUGAGAGGAUCUUCACUGAGCUGAUCCGUCUGGUGGAGAAAAGAAGCUCUGAUGUGCAGCGGCAGAUCAGAUCCCAGCAGGAAACUGAAGUGAGUCGUGUCAAAGAGCUUCAGGAGCGACUGGAGCAGGAGAUCACUGAGCUGAAGAGGAGAGACGCGGAACUGAGGCAGCUCAUAUGCACAGAGGAUCACAACCAGUUCCUGCAGAACUACCCCUUACUGUCACCACUCAGUGGAUCCACACACUCUUCCAGCAUGAGCAUCCGUCCUCUGAGGUACUUUGCGAAUGUGUUGUCCGCCGUGUCAAAGGUCAGAGAUCAACUUCUGGACAUUCUCAGUGAGACACGGACAAACGUUUCACUAACGGCGACUCCAACUGUUGUUGUACCGUCACAACGAGAGCCCAAAACCAGAGCUGAGUUCUUAAAGUAUUCACAGGAAAUCACACUGGAUCCAAACACAGCAAACACACGUCUCUUAUUAACUGAGGGAAACAGAAAAGCAACAUUUAUGAACAAAAAACAGUGUUACUCUUGGCACCCGGACCGAUUCACCAUUUGGUGUCAAGUCCUGAGCAGAGAGGCUCUGACUGGACGCUGUUACUGGGAGGUGGAGUGGAGAGGAAGAGGAGUUUAUGUCGCAGUUGCGUACAAGAGCAUCAGCAGAGCAGGGAACUCGUGCGAAUGUGGAUUUGGACUCAAUGACAAAUCCUGGACGUUAGAUUGUGACCGAUACAGUUAUAACUUUUACCACAACAAUAUCAAAACUCCAGUGUCGGGUCCGCAGUGCUCCAGAGUCGGAGUGUACCUGGACCACGGUGCAGGUGUUCUGUCCUUCUACAGCGUCUCUGCCACCAUGACUCUCCUCCACAGAGUCCAGACCACGUUCACUCAGCCUCUCUACGCUGGACUUUGGCUUUAUUAUGGAGACACAGCUGAGUUCUCUAGCCUCAAAUAGAAUGAUGUCAUUUUAAAGAACUCUGAUUUAAAUUCUCUGCUUUGCUUGUUGACAUUUCUGCUCUGCACCUGUUAAUUAAAAUGUUAUUGGCGGUACUUUGAUGUGGACAACUCGGAAUUUAACAUAAUUUUACAAUCACCACUUUUUAGCCAAUACAGACGUUAUAUUGUUUUAAAAUUACAUUUGAAAGUAUGUUUUCAAUUAUUUAUGUCAGUCAACCACCUUUUUUAUUUGCUCUUCAUCAUUUGGAAAUAAGGCAACCGUGUAAACACAUAGUUGCAACACAUUUUGUUUACAGCUCCCAGUUUUAUUUCCACAUUCUGAGCACAUUAUCUGCUUUUGUUUAUCUGGAUGUGGUGAUGUUACUAUUGCAAAAUCUGGUGUUUUUCCAAAUUGUGAACUUUUGUGCGGAUCCAGAUAAUAGUUUGGAGUCUGUGAAUCAAAAUAAGUAUAUUAAGGGGGUUUAUCUCUAUUCAGUUACAGUACAAUAACAAAUAUUCCUUUCCGCUAUAUCAGAGAAUGAAUAUUUUGCCUGUGGUUAAUGUAAACGCUUUACAGAAAAUGUUUCUGUGUAUGUAUCUGAUCUUAAUAUAUGUAUAUGCACUGUGGUGAUAUCAGCCUUGGCGGAGGUAUUUGCUCUCAUACUUGAUAUUUAGCUUUCUCAUGGUUUUGAAUUUUAUGUAAAACUUGUUGUUUAACAGCUCUGGACAAGCAAAAGACACUUUUUGGUUCAAAAUGUUGGAAAGUUGGACAGAGUGAGAAUAAACUGUUCCCCAAUAACUUAGUUUCACAUUGACAAGACAAAUGGUAAAAAUGAACCUUUUUUUUUGUUCAAACAGAGUCGAUCAAAUUACUGAACGUCUGGAAAUCCUUCAACAUUUUCUGUGUUGUUUUGUCUUUAGCCUGAAAUUACUAAUUGGGCUUUUUCUCAAAGGUUAAUAAAGGUAUUAAUUAACAUUGGAAAAGAAUGAUUUCAGUUGAUCUAUUUUUCAUUUAUCCUGACGCAUAACCCACAAUAUGACAGCACAUUUUGUACAAGGACGAGGACAAACAAAAAACUCUGUAUUUCCCCAAUAAACCUUGUUAUGA
Molecule: messenger RNA, 2811 nt
Organism: Paralichthys olivaceus (Japanese flounder)
Lineage: Eukaryota; Metazoa; Chordata; Actinopteri; Pleuronectiformes; Paralichthyidae
Product: tripartite motif-containing protein 16-like
Molecular function (GO): protein binding; zinc ion binding
Source: RefSeq, a predicted model, not a curated record